AUGAGGAGCGCUUGUGCGCCUGCGUUCAGAUUAUAUCCACGAUUGGAUGACAUUCAAAAAGAAAGAAAAGAGCUGAUGGGAAAGUUAAGCUCGUUACACGUCAGCCUACUUUCGUACAAGUAUGCGUGCGCACCCUCAGUUUUGCCAGAGCGAGACAGCUUUUCUGAAACGUUGGAAAUCCUGAAUACUAGAGUGCUUAAGCUUCUGUCUCAAGUGAAAGAGAGGCUUUAUACAACUGUGUGUGUUCUGGGGCGUUCUGGUAGCGGUAAGACGCACUUGCUGAACACAAUUUUGAGUGAAGGACUAGCGAUCCCACGGAACCUCGAGAUACCACUGGAUAAAGACAUCAUCAAAAGUUGUUUGAAAGUUAGUUUUAUUGAUGUGCGCGGUGAACAUGUUUGCUGGACCCCCCAAAUGGCAGAGUUAGGCAAUGCAAAUGGAGCAGCCGCCGAGAAAUUCCAACACUUUUUUCCUGAGAUAACGAGUAGUGAAGAGUGCAGUCGAAUAUUACCUGAGGGAGACAUGCUUUGUACGACGAAAGUGCCCGUUCACCUGUUCUAUGGAGACUGCGUAAAAGUGUCCUUCGCAUACACCUCCGCGACUCGAGUUGAAAAUGAUUUAAAGUCUUUGCUUACACUGAGAAAUUGUUGCUCAUCGAAGAGGCCAACCGACUUCUAUGGCGCUCAACAGGCAUCUAAGGACGCCUGUGGUGGAGAAACUACAGAUGAGUCACUCACAGGUGUUGGUGGUAAUGUGUCGCGUGCGUUCGCUGUCUUAGGCUUAGCGCCCGGGUUCGAUAUCACGGCGUUGGCGGAUGAAGAUAUUAGACUACCAGAACACCUUGUUGCGUGCAUUGGGCGAAUUUUCACUUGUAGUUUGACAGGCUGCCCGUUACGUGAAGCAUUGGCAUAUUUGAAAGCAGUGUUGUUCGACUUAUUGUGUGGGGAAAACUCGCAUUCUGGCCUGUUGAAUUUUGUGUCUAUAGAAGUUCCGAGCACUAAUCUAAGUCACGAAAUGGAAUUGGUAGACUUACCAGGCUUUGGAGAUGCCAUGUUCAGUGGCUCUUCAAAUGUUUCAAGUGUAGUCGAAAGAGCGAGUCGAUUAAUUCAUGUGUGUGAUGAAAGAAAAUUAGAUGGAGAUGUCACUCGAUUCUUGAUGAAAACGUUCCUUCGUAGGAUGAUUCGAGACGAGUGUCGGUUCGUUAGCGUCUGCAAUAACCGGCAUAGGAAAAGGUGCAGGAAGCGAAACGAUGAGAUUUGGCACAAGGCUCGAUGUGAAGAAUUUAUUAACCUUGCACUCUCCGUGCAUGGAAAACCAAAUGUUGAUGUUGAUGAAUAUGUUCGACAUCAUUGCAGGUUCUGCGUUCUAUACAGUGGUUCAAGUCAAAUCUUCGCGACGUUGGAGUGUAUCAAAUUUGUACUGGCUCCCACUUCGCCGGAUGGACUGGUCGCAGGAGUUGAAUUGGAGCGCACGAGGUUUGAUGACAUAAAAAGAUUACUUGCUUGUCAUGUCUUUUGUGUGGCAUCAUAUGCAAAAGCGUCUACAUUUCCAUAUUGCAAGUCUUCACGGAGUCUCUAUGACGAUAAAAUCUCUCGAACAGGAGUAAAGACGGAAGGCCUAACUUCUCUUGUGCAUCAUUUUGAAGGGUUAUUGAACUAUUUUGUGCGUGAGAAGUGUGCUCUAUUUUACAGUUCAGUGAGAAGUAGAAUUCAAGACACAAUUCAUGACGACACUUUCUCUGAGUAUAUAAAUUGGACCGGUGUUCAGUUCCGUUGGCCAAACAAACUGCCACGACAACACAAACUAUAUUGCUCUGCCAUUCGCGCAAUGGAGGCCUUCGUUUUUGUGACGCUGUAUGGAUCGCAGGACAAGUGUGCUACACAAGAUGAACUCAGAUUUUGUAUUGAACAGGCAAUAGAGAACUACAAGAAAAUUGGUGCUCGCAGCCACUACAACAUUCGUGAUGAACAGUCAAGCCACGUACUGCUAUUGAAACUGCUAGUUACGUUGGAUAGUUUAAUUGACAAGUUCUUGAGAACAAAGAUGGAUGUCCUGUAUGAGCUCUCAAAUACGUUUCGCGAAUUAACGAAGCACGUUUCAUGCGAUGAUGAACACAUGUACUCUAAUUUCAAUGAGCUAGCACUUGAGGCAACUGUCCGAAUAGUGACGAGACGCUGCAAACAUUGUGUGCAACAAAUAGUCUCAGACAUGUGGCUCAUUGUAAAGCGCUUUCGAAAAGGUGUGAUGGAGACGGAGUCUUUUGAGGAUACGAGACGUUCACUUUUUCACAACAAUGUUUUCAUCUGGGGAGCCCUUGUCCUUCAGGAAACUGUCCAUCGAAACGAUUCUUUCUAUCUUUCUCGUAUCCAGGACGUCGGCGCGCUGAGUUUCAAACAUCUCAUGACUGAGAUUCUACUUGCACUUGCUACAAUAUGCUUAUCAAGGAGACUGAGGCCAUACAUUUGUACGAGCCUCUCAAAAAAUGACGUGCGAGCUAUCUACCAUUCUGUCUCUCAGAUGAUGAUCAGCACUGGAAGAAGCACACUCAGUAUGCAUUCUUUGUACUCGAUCAUAACAUCAAUGAGGACAAUUUACGGUGGGUCGGUCCGAGACUUUUGCUUCGCUUUGGAAACGCUCGGUUGCCACGAGAAUCCAUAUCAGCUCGAGAGUAAUGUGUUGGAUUCCAAAGCUUUGGAUUUGCAACUUUGCCUGACGGAGCUCGAACGCAAUCCAAACGACAUCCCAAGGCUCACGGAAAGGAGUGUCAUAAUCCAUGAAAGUUUACAAUAUCUGGAGCGAGAGGUCCUCACGUGUGACACAUUCUUCCGCGAAUGGGGCAGUGAUAUUCUCGUUUCAUUCGUGUUCUUUUAUUUAAAUGCGCACGGAAGAAUUCGGGAGUAUUGCUUCGAAGCAGCUCACAGAAUCGCUGGACGCUGGCUGAAGUUGCACCAAACUUUCGAUCAGCCACUCUAUCGUGAAGACAUUCUUUUCUUAAAUGAGGCUGUCUACGCGAUGAAGACCUUAGAGAUUGAUGUGAAACAUUUAGAAGAUGCACUUUCCAGCGUGGCGUCAAAAUGGCAUUUGAAUGAGUACAUAGGUCUCACACAAGCAGCUUCGCUGACAUACGAUAUGCUGAACUCGGCCAUGAUCUGGGCGUUUUUCUUCAGAGGGACAGGAAUAGAAGUUGGAGGCAUAUCUGAGAAAGAGAUUGAUGAAAUGAGCAAUGCUGCUGUGAAAUCACUAGAGUGUGAGGUGCAGGCUGAUUCGAUGAGAUCUUUUCAGGACAAGUGUUAUUUCGUGACGCAUCGGAUUUUCACACACACAUCUUGGUGCAGUUCGAAGAUAGACAUUGAAUUUUACAAUAAAGAGCGACGAUUUCUACGUUACUAUCUGCCGUACUUACAGAGAGCACAAGACAUCGAGCUAGUUGGCGAGUUCGUUCAAACACUUAAGUGCUUUGGAUACUCUGAAACUGAUUCUAACAUCGACAAGGCCGUUCAAUUUUUAUUAUCCUACCGAGAUGAUAGCGGUGCGUGGGAUCUAGGUGAACACAAGUUUGCGCGAACAUACCAUGCUACCGUUUGUGCCUUAGGCGCUAUAAUCGAAAGCUGA
Ostreococcus tauri is the source of this 3612-nucleotide messenger RNA. Its product is annotated as unnamed product. Bases 1 to 3612 code for a protein of 1203 amino acids. The record is from RefSeq and is a predicted model, not a curated record. NCBI's taxonomy places the organism in Eukaryota, Viridiplantae, Chlorophyta, Mamiellophyceae, Mamiellales, Bathycoccaceae. The transcript has 10 exons.